Molecule: messenger RNA, 358 nt
Organism: Theileria parva strain Muguga
Lineage: Eukaryota; Apicomplexa; Aconoidasida; Piroplasmida; Theileriidae
Product: GNL3L/Grn1 putative GTPase family protein
Exons: 4
Coding region: 84-341 (85 amino acids)
Source: RefSeq, a predicted model, not a curated record
UAAUAUUGUGUAUUUAUUUGUAUUAUUAAGUUAUUGUUAAUUUUAACCCAAAAAUCAAUCGCAAUCUAAAUAGUUUUGUAAAGAUGGUUAAACUUAAGAAGGGAACUAAAAGGCAAGAACUUGCCAGAAAAUACAAUAUCCAGCGUAUGGUAUCAGCCCAUAAGAAAAAACUUCGAAGAAUGGCCAAAAAAGGCUUAAAAGCUCCUACAAAGGCUAAGAUCCCUGAAAUACCAAAUUGUAUAUUCAAAAAGGACAUUUUAUCUAAUUUAAAAAGAACCAAAGAAAUAAACGACAGGAAAAAGGAGUUGCAAAAGGUUAAUAAACAAAAAUUACAGGAAUAAUUUUAUUUAAAAUUCAA